Lactuca sativa (garden lettuce) is the source of this 1435-nucleotide messenger RNA. RefSeq lists its product as uncharacterized. The record is from RefSeq and is a predicted model, not a curated record. NCBI's taxonomy places the organism in Eukaryota, Viridiplantae, Streptophyta, Magnoliopsida, Asterales, Asteraceae.
UUAACCAUUUAGUCAGAGUACCAAGGAAUAUUGGUACCCAAAGGCCAAAAGCAGUCUUUAUAAGGCCACUCCAGUUUCAUUACACCUAUCCCUUCACUCAAAAAGACACAUUACAUCUGGCUCAUGGAAGAUCACCGCAACUCUGUUCUUGAAUGGCCAUACUUGCACAAAGAAAAGAGUGCAGAGGAGUUGACACAGUCACUUUGGUCGACUACAAUGGAGCUUGAAGCAACAAGGAUCAGGGUUCAAGAAGAGAUCAGAGCAAGAGAUGAUCAGUUAAAUCAACUCAAAGAUCUUCUGAAUGACGCCAUUAAAGAAAGAGAUGAAGCUCAUAGCAAAUACCAAUCUCUCCUCCUUGAUAAUAAAUUGCUUCUUCAACAGCAAUUUCACCACCACCGCCGGUACACACACCAUCAAACCACCACACCUCCGCCACAAUCUGGUGUUUCAAGUAUUGAAGAUGAACCCAUCACCAAUUGUGGCUUUUCUUCCUCAGACUGUGAAGAAAGCAUCGUUUCCUCUCCACCCAUCGAAAACCCAGUUCAAUUGCGACCGCCGCCGCAGCAGGAACUGCGGUUUCCUGUGGUUCAGCCAAAAGGGUUGCCGGAAAAGGGGAAGUUCUUAGAAGCAAUGAUGAAAGCAGGGCCUUUGUUACAGAACCUCCUCCUGGCAGGACCACUCCCACAUUGGCAGCACCCACCUCCGCCGCUGGACACCUACCAUAUUCCAUCGCCGCCGUUAGUGAUCUCAACUCCAACUUCCCACCAUCUAUCCAAUCAAGAUUUCUUACGGAGAAUUACCAACAAUUGCGGGGAGUUUAACACCAAACGAGCGUUUUCUGAAGACUGUGAUUCUUCCAGUGAGACCAAAUACCAGAGAAUUGCCCUAAAUUGACUCCUAUUACUGCAUUCCGCGUUUCUGCUUCAUCGCAUAUACAAAAAAAGAUUUGACUUUACAGUCAAAUAACAAAAUUAUUUUUAAAGUUGUUUUUUUUUUUCUACAAAACGACACCAAGUAGUUAAGAAAUUGAUCUGGGCAUUGUGAUGUGAAGGUGUUUGCAGCUGGUCUACCCAAUUUGUACAUAGGGUUUAUAUUGAGUAGCAUAAAUCAAGAAAAUGCUUUCAAGCCAUUGAGACAAAAAUAGAGAAAUUGUUUUCGUAUUUUAGAACCCUAAUAUCUGUUUUUGCUUUUUUGUGAUCAAAAGCUAAAGCCUAAAGCUUGCAUGUGUUGGAGAUGAGAAUGUCACGGCUGAUUUGGGGGUGUGUCGGUCGGUGAGAGAUGGGUUCCACUUGGUAGACCCACAAUCAGAAUCAAAAUCUACUAGAAUGUGAUUGGAUUUGACUUCUACUACCAAAUUUAGCAUGUAUUAAGUUAUUAAAUACAUUAGAGUAAGUAAUGGGCCAAUCUAUCCUAAUAAAUGAAAAUCAUUUUGCCA